AUGAUCCGUCUACGAACCCCUUCAUUCCCCCUCUUACUCCUCGCUCUCCUUUUAUUUUUUCUACUGGUGACAGCGCGUCGAGAGGAUGAAGAGAGUAAAUAUCAGAAAAGGGAUUUUCAUACAUUAUCAAACGAGGAUAUACGGACGUUGGUAGAGUCAGAUCCACCUCAGUGGAACAGCGUGGAUGAGGGUCAUCUAGGAAAAUUGUUAAUACCCAGAGCGUCUGGAUCACAGAAUAAUACGCUGGUUCAGAAUUACAUCUCAUCGGUGUUCACAAAAUUAGGAUGGCAUGAAGAGAAGACUCCUUUUCGCGGCACGACUCCAAUAGGUGAUAUAGAUUUCACCAAUCUGAUAUACACCUUCGAUCCUUCGGCACCAAGGAAGAUCAUCCUAGCUGCUCAUUUCGAUUCUAAAUGGUUUCCGGAUUUCCCAGCUAAUCAGUUCAUAGGAGCUACCGACUCGGCCGCUCCGGUAGCUAUGAUACUUGACCUCGCGGAGUUCCUCACCCCCUUAUUGGAAAAGCGAAAAGAAAGGAUACGGUCUGGUCAGGGAAUCCUGAAGAAGGAUUUCGACGAGGAAGAAGUAGCAGAGACGACUAUACAAAUUGUGUUGUUCGAUGGGGAAGAGGCAUUUAAGGAUUGGACAUCGACAGAUAGUAUCUAUGGUGCUAGACAUUUAGCAGAACUUUGGCAAUCCACUUAUCUUCCUUCCUCUCAUCCCUUGAAUAAACGUAGAUUAUCUCCACCACCCUCGGUUCUGAAUACAAUCGAUCAUCUGGUAUUACUAGAUUUAUUAGGAAACAAACAUUCGAUGAUAUAUAGUUAUUUCAGAGAAACCGAUUGGUUACAUUCGAAAAUGAAAUUCGCAGAUGAAAGAUUACAGCAUGAGGGUCUGGUAGAAGUGGAAAAGAAUGAAAAGGAAUGGUUUGGAGAUAUGAGGAUGAGAGGUGGGAUAGGAGAUGAUCAUUUACCUUUCUUACAUCGAGGAGUCAGCAUAUUCCAUGUGAUCUCAAAUCCGUUCCCCAAAGUAUGGCAUACGUUAGCGGACGACGCAUCAGCAUUAUCGUUGCCAGCCUUGAGGCGGUGGAACAGGAUAUUACGUGUGUUUUCAUGUGAAUAUCUAGGAUUGGAGCCUUCUACCACCAAUGUGAAGAGAAAGUAUGAUGAAUUAGUGCGUAUAUACCUGUCUGCCUAG
Molecule: messenger RNA, 1194 nt
Organism: Kwoniella mangroviensis CBS 8507
Lineage: Eukaryota; Fungi; Basidiomycota; Tremellomycetes; Tremellales; Cryptococcaceae
Exons: 8
Coding region: 1-1194 (397 amino acids)
Molecular function (GO): glutaminyl-peptide cyclotransferase activity; zinc ion binding
Source: RefSeq, a predicted model, not a curated record